Messenger RNA from Paralichthys olivaceus (Japanese flounder), 5711 nucleotides. RefSeq names its product leucine rich repeat and fibronectin type III domain containing 1 (gene lrfn1). Gene Ontology annotation, molecular function: protein binding. Lineage: Eukaryota; Metazoa; Chordata; Actinopteri; Pleuronectiformes; Paralichthyidae. The record is from RefSeq and is a predicted model, not a curated record.
UCUCUGCAUGAACCCACUGAUCAUGUUCAACCUUUUCUCCCCUCCUUCUUCUUCUCCUCAUCUAAACCCUCGCUGUGCCUAGUCGCCCUAAAUGUGUUUUAAAUGCAGCUUAAGUGACAUCACAUUGCUGCAGUGCUGCAGUCAAUGAAAGGUGUCAGUCGUCUCCUCUGAUACCAAGAAUUUGUCCACUGGCCACUUUGCUCAGCUCUGCUCCAGACAUCAUGGCGUGACUGCGUGUAUUCAUUUGCUCUUAUUACGCAGGUGGACGCCUGCAUGAGGAAGCAGAUAGAGGCGCAGCUUGGGAAGAAGAAGCUCUGCCUGUUCUCCGGGACACAGCAACAACACCAUCUCCCUGCUGCCACAUCCCACCACCGCAUCGCUUCGUUGGAGGAGCGGACAGACAGGAGUCAUGUGCGAGAACUAAACUGCUGGAAGGAUUGCGCACGGAGCUGGAGGAGACCGCGUGUUGACGGUGCAUGGGUGGGAUUCCUUCAUUGCGCCUCAGACAGGGGAAGUUAUCACAACAAAUGGCCUCAGCAAAGGCAAACAGCUGCCGGUGAAACAGGCGUGUUUCAAGACUGAAACCCGGCGUGGACGCACAGUUUUCGACCUUCGUGGCUUUUUCUGACGGACUGGAAGCCUUGGUUUCACUGUGAGGCGGCUUUAUUUUAUCUCCAGGAGCGCAAAUCCUGGAGCCUCGGACUGCAGCUUCCCCCCCUUCGCCAUCAAUUCAUAACAAGCGUGAGGCUUUUAUCGGAUAUGUAAUCCAGCGUUACAAACCUUGUAGUCUACGCAGGGGGACUUGAUUCGACCACGUACUGACGCUUUAACCCAUUUAUUUGAGCCCGGCUCCGGACACGAGCGUCACACUCUCCUGAAACCGCGGAUUUGGGGGAUUUCAGCUUCACACGUUCUGCCUCCAAAAGCCUCAAUCGGAUCGUACUGGGAUUUAAGGUGGGGUUUGAUCCACACGCAGGUAGUCGGAGGAAGACACCCCGUGUUCUCUGGUUGGUGACACUCAGCAGAUUGUCGCUCGUCGCGUCCUUUGGAUUUUUCUGCAGAGCCGUGACGGUUUUACGCGUGAAUUUGGGAAUAAACGAACUCUCUUCAGCACCUGAGAUUCGCUGUGUUUACCCGGUGGAAACAAGUGCGUGGACGGUGGAAAUCAUGUGCAAUAGGAUCAACCCUCUAGAAUCUGCGUUAUCAGUCCCACUUUUGACUUCUCUGAAGUGAACCUUGUGUGGAGCAUCCAAAACAACACAGUAUUCUGCCUUCCAAUCUGUUGACUGAGAAUCCCCCGGAAUCAUUGAUCUCUAUGAAGGGAUUAUGCAGCAAAGGUGCUGUAUUUCCUGUGACACCCACGGGAGUCAUCUGCGUCUGCAUUGACCCUCUCGCUGCGAGCCGUUCAGCAUGCUGAUGUGAAACCGGCAAUGGAGACCAGGGCUUGAUAUCCGGACCUGGACACUGAUCAACGAUGGAGCGGCUGGUUCUGUGCGUGCUGCUGUGUGCAGCUCUGGUGAAGGGUUACAGCUGCCCCGGCCGCUGCAUCUGCCAGCACCUCUCCCCUACUCUGACUCUGCUCUGUGCUAAGACCGGCCUGUUGUUCGUGCCCCCCACCAUCGACCGCAAGACCGUCGAGCUGCGGCUCACGGACAACUUCAUCACCAUCAUCCGCAGGAAAGACUUCUUCAACAUGACUAGUUUGGUCCACCUCACUCUGUCCCGCAACACCAUUAGCCAGAUCACCCCCCACGCCUUUCUGGGCCUGCGAUCCCUGCGGGCGCUCCACAUGGAUGGGAACCGCCUCAGUGCGAUAAAGACCGACCACUUCAAGGGCCUCAUUAACCUGAGGCACCUCAUCCUCGGAAACAACCAGAUCCACCAAGUGGCCCCCACCUCCUUUGAUGAGUUUGUUGCGACCGUAGAGGACUUGGAUCUUUCCAAUAACAAUCUGCGCAGUCUUCCCUGGGAAGCCAUAGCCAGAAUGACCAACAUUAACACGCUCACACUGGACCACAACCUGAUCGAUCACAUUGGAGCGGGGACUUUUACGCUGCUCACCAAGCUGGUCCGCCUGGACAUGACCUCAAACAGGCUGCAGAAGCUGCCACCAGACAGCUUGUUCCAGCACGCUCAGGUACUGUCUGACACCAAGGGCUCCAGCUCUUCCACUCUGGCUGUGAGCUUUGGUGGGAAUCCCCUCCACUGUAACUGUGAGCUGCUGUGGCUCCGCAGGCUGACAAGAGAGGACGAUCUGGAGACAUGCGCCUCACCGGAACACCUCAUGGACAAAUACUUCUGGUCCAUCCAAGAGGAGGAGUUUAUCUGUGAGCCCCCAUUGAUCACCAAACAUCUCACCACUAAGCCCUAUGUGAUGGAGGGGCAGGGUGUGACUCUGAAAUGCAAAGCCGUGGGUGAUCCAGACCCAGAGAUUCACUGGAGGUCACCAGACGGCAAGCUGGUGCAUAAUAAUUCCCGUACCAUCCUGUAUGAUAAUGGCACCCUUGAUAUUCUCAUCACCACGCUGAAGGACAGUGGAGCAUUUAAUUGUGUGGCGUCCAAUGCUGCAGGCAUCGCCACAGCUGCUGUUGAGAUCAACAUGAUCCCCUUACCCUUGUUUGUUAACAACACGGGCCACAUGCGCGAGGACCCCGGACUCUCAGACAUCACCACCUCCUCCAAAUCUGGCAACGACACCAAGGGCUACGACAAGCAGGACAGGAGGGUGAUGGUCACAGAGCUGACCUCCUCCUCCGCUGUAAUCCGCUGGCCAUCUGAGCGCCAUAUCCCCGGCAUCAGGAUGUACCAGAUUCAGUACAACAGCUCGGCAGAUGAUACUUUGGUGUACAGAAUGAUCCCAUCCACCAGCAAGAACUUCUUAAUCAACGAUCUGGCCGCCGGACGGGAGUAUGACCUUUGUGUGCUGGCGGUUUAUGACGACGGCAUCACAUCAUUAACGGCCACACGUGUGGUUGGCUGCGUGCAGUUCCACACAGCCAGUGAGGUCAGCCAGUGUCGCUUCAUGCACAGCCAGUUCCUGGGAGGCACUAUGAUCAUCAUUAUCGGUGGUAUAAUUGUUGCUUCAGUGCUGGUGUUCAUCAUCAUCCUGAUGAUCCGUUACAAGGCCUACAGCAGCCCAGAGGACAGCAAGAACAAGGUCAGCUCCAGCAUGCACUCCCAGACCAAUGGCAGCCAGCAGCGUCUCCAGCGCUCCGUCUCCAAGCAGCCCUCUGAUGAUGGCCAGGCCCAGGUGCCCAAAGAGUGUAUGGCGCUGGUGCUGAGGGUGGACAAUGAGAAGAAGGAGGAUCCAGCUGCCACUACUGCUAUCCUGGAGGUGGAGCUGCCUCCACUGACUGCAGACAAGCUGAAGAGAAGAACCAGCCUGGACGCACAGCGCUCUGGUCCCCCGUCUGAGGACACGCAGACAGACAGUAGCCUGACAGGCUCCACCAUGUCCCUGUGUCUCAUAGGUCCCAGCGCCGGCACCAAGGAGGCUCCCAGGCUCAAGGACAAGAAAAAUGCCCUGGCUAACAUGGGUUUACUUCCCAACGAGCUGGCACGAACUAGGCAUAGGUUCUCUUUUGACGGUGGGGACUACUCCAUAUUUCAGAGUCAUAGUUACCCACGCAGAGCGAGGACGAGGUGGCACAAGUCCACCAACCAGCUCAACGUGGAGUCGUCUCCGCUCGCCAACCGGAGAGUUACCUUCAGCAGCACUGAGUGGAUGCUCGAGAGCACAGUCUGAGGAGAACAGUGUAGCUGAAGCACGACUCAGCCACACACGCAGACAUACAUGUGUAAAAACACAAAUAAACCUACAUGCCAUAUGAUGCACACUUUUCCUGCAAACGAUAAACACAAGCACAUUUACUUACACAUGAGAACUUUCUGUGAGUUGCUGGAGAAGAACAUUCUCCCUUCAUCCUGCCUCCCCAUCAUACUCCCAGAGAGGUUUGUUGGCCAUGUCCUUUCUUUAUGCAGCAGUGCCUUAUUCUAAAAGAUGUACGAAUGGAGGAUGCUGCUCACUGUAGUCAUAAACCUUCCUCUCUUAUCAUUGCCUCCCACCGUGAUAAUGGGGAGCGUUACUUUGGAUUUAUAAUUUUUUGUGACAUGCCAAGGGGGUGUGGCGUUUGGAUGUAUGUAACUGUUUAAUUGUUUAAAAAAAAAAAGACAAAAAAUUCAUCAUAACUGUAAAGUGAACAGCCAGGUAUCCUGUUAUGUCAAUCAUGUUUUGGGUUCUUUCAAAAGAAAAAAAGAAAAAAACUUUUGCACAGAAGACACGAGAUACAAGGACAAGUAUCACCACCAGUCUAUACAAUAAUAAUAAUAAUAAUGAAAAAAGAGAAGAGAAUUUUACACAUGCCAGUUUCUAAUGUUAGCGCAGAGAGGACGGACCUGGAAACCUGCCAUGGAUUCCUCUCUGGCGGUGGGACUAUAUGAUGUUUAAUAGGUAUUGUUCCAGAUGUGACUGUAUAUUAAUCGGUACUGUAUCUGGCUGGUCUAGAUAAAAAGACAACAAACAAAAAAGACAUAUAUAAGUAUAUUAAAACAUUGGUGUAUGUGUACUAACUAUGUAAGUAAGUAAGUCAUAUGUCACAUGACUUUUUACAAAGCAUUUGGGUGUUGGCUGCAAGUUUUUACAUUAAAAACCUGUGUCAUCACACCUCGCCCUAUUUAGUAUGUCAAAGUUUGGACCAUUUAUCCCCUCGCGAAGGGUAUUAAAUUUUUUGUGUGGGUUAACUGUAUGAGUGGUGUUUCCUUCUUGUGCUUCGGGGCCAGUGGUAUUUGUGUCCACUGCAGGAAGGGACGCACGAGUUGAGACGAUAAAUAUUAUAUUUGCCAGUUACUAUUUAUAAGGCUUCGGUGAAAGCUGCACCAUGGCCGCUGAGCAGAGUGGGGGUGUGGGGUGACGAGGGUAUAACUGGAGGAUGCGACGCUGAAUUCAAAUGCAGCCUGCUCUUCUUUACAAGGGUGUACCAUUGGGUGCUUACCACUAGGGGGACACAAAGCUCUGUAGGGUCCCUAAUUACAUGUAGACUGCAGUGAGGAUGUGUUAUAGACAUUAUGCCUCAUAAGAGGAGUUUUCAUGACAAAUACAUUUUUAAACACUUAACAUGUCCUAUGUAAUGUGUAAAACUAUAGUAUAGUGUGUUAUAAAGCAUUUUUAAUUGUAUUUAUACUGCAUAUAAAUGCUAAAUGUAGGAGAUGAUGAUAAGCUUGACAGCAGGAACAGAUACAGUCAAGGGUGGAGGAGGGAUAUUUGUUUGCUGCUGUAGAAACCACCUUGUCCUCCUGAUUACAGCUACUUAGAACAGGCUGAGAUCAAACACAGCGGCGUGGACUACACAGAGAUAAGUCACACUGGAGCUUUUCAAUCCUCUUGACUCUGCUAUUUGCAUCCUCAGUGGCAGAGAGGAUGAGUCGAAGAAUGGGGUCAUCGUUUUUUCUUUUCCUUCAUCUCUGUUUACCAGGUUCCAGCCAAAUCUGUUCACUUUUUUCAGCAAGGAGAAUACUUCACUUUAGGGUGUAAACUCUCGGCUGUGUCCGUUCAUCUAUCUCCUCAUUAAAUGCUGAUGCUUUCUGCUCUGGAAAUGCGCUGCUGACCAUUUAUCACAGCAGGAGAGGUAUUUCUGCCUGCUCCUAUCUGUAGCCAUUAUUCAACACAAAAUCUGCUUAGGUAGGAGACAUCACCCAGGCUAUGAAAUUGGCCC